GUCGCAGCAGCAGCAAGCAUGGACAUUACCAUCCAGCACCCCUGGUUCAAGCGUGCUCUGGGACCCCUCAUUCCAAGCCGUUUGUUCGACCAGUUUUUCGGAGAGGGUCUCUUCGAGUAUGAUCUCCUGCCUUUGUUCUCUUCCACUAUCAGCCCCUACUACAGGCAGUCCCUCUUCCGCAGCGUGCUGGAGUCGGGCAUUUCAGAGGUGAGGUCUGACCGGGACAAGUUUACAAUCAUGCUGGAUGUAAAACACUUCUCUCCCGAAGACCUGAGUGUGAAGAUUAUCGAUGACUUUGUGGAAAUCCAUGGCAAGCACAGUGAAAGACAGGACGACCACGGCUACAUCUCCCGCGAGUUUCACCGCCGGUACCGCCUGCCCGCCAACGUGGACCAGGCUGCCAUCACCUGCUCCCUGUCCAACGACGGCAUGCUGACCUUCUCGGGCCCCAAGGUCCCCGCCAACAUGGACGCCAGCCACAGCGAGAGGCCCAUCCCUGUGUCCCGGGAGGAGAAGCCCACCUCCGCUCCUUCCUCCUAA
Molecule: messenger RNA, 540 nt
Organism: Chroicocephalus ridibundus (black-headed gull)
Lineage: Eukaryota; Metazoa; Chordata; Aves; Charadriiformes; Laridae
Gene: CRYAA
Product: crystallin alpha A
Exons: 3
Coding region: 19-540 (173 amino acids)
Biological process (GO): lens development in camera-type eye; negative regulation of apoptotic process; protein refolding
Cellular component (GO): cytoplasm; nucleus
Molecular function (GO): structural constituent of eye lens
Source: RefSeq, a predicted model, not a curated record